GGCCAAUCAUCAUUCCAGGAUUUCCACUUGGCUUUGGAGCGUUGCCGGCUCGCCUCGUUCGAUCUUUAAAACCAUCUUCUGUCUUGCUUCGACCAUCCUUUCUGUCCUUGUGUCGUCUAUUCAUCUUGCCAGCUUUCAUUUUUUUCUUCCUUCCUUGACCACCUCUACCAAUUGCUUUUUAUACCCCCACCUCAUAGUAGAGACAGACGUGCGAUAGUUUCAAGAUGCCUUCAAGAGUGAUUGUUGUCGGCGGUGGUUUGUCCGGCCUCAGCGCUGCACACACCAUCUACCUCGCUGGAGGCAAUGUUGUUGUUCUUGACAAGCAAGGAUUCUUCGGUGGAAACUCGACAAAGGCCACAUCUGGUAUCAACGGUGCCCUCACGAGGACACAGGUUGAGCACGGCAUUCAGGACAGCGUCAAGCAGUUUUACGACGACACACUAAAGUCGGCUCGCGACAAGGCUCGCCCAGACCUGAUCAAGGUCCUCACAUACAAGUCGGCCGCUGCCGUCGAGUGGCUGCAGGAUGUAUUCAACCUGGACCUGACUUUGGUUUCGCGACUUGGUGGUCACUCCCAGCCCCGUACGCACCGUGGUCACGAUGCCAAGUUCCCUGGUAUGGCCAUCACAUACGCUCUGAUGCAAAGGCUUGAGGAGCUCGCCGAGACCGAGCCGCACAGAGUCGAGAUUGUCAAGAAGGCGCGGGUCACCAACUUGAACAAGGAGGGUAACAAGGUCACCGGUGUUACAUAUGAGCACGAUGGCCAGAAGCACACUAUGGACGGCCCCGUCGUCCUUGCUACCGGUGGCUACGCCGCUGACUUCUCAGAGACCUCGCUCCUGAAGAAGCACAGGCCCGACACCUACGGCCUGGCUACCACCAACGGCUCGCACGCCACUGGCGACGGCCAGAAGAUGGUCAUGGCCAUUGGCGGUAACGGUAUUGACAUGGACAAGGUUCAGGUCCACCCAACGGGUCUGGUUGACCCCAAGGACCCCGGCUCCAAGUGGAAGUUCUUGGCUGCCGAGGCCCUGCGCGGUGAGGGUGGUCUGCUCCUCAACGCCGACGGCGACCGGUUCUGCGACGAGCUUGGCCACCGUGAUUACGUCUCGGGCAUGAUGUGGAAGGAGAAGGACAAGGGCAAGUUCCCUAUUCGUCUGAUCCUGAACUCCAAGGCUUCCAACACACUGGACUUCCACACUCGCCACUACUCCGGUCGUGGUCUGAUGAAGAAGAUGACCGGUCAACAACUGGCCAAGGAGAUUGGAUGCACGCCCGAGCACCUGCAGAAGACCUUCACCACCUACAACGCCAUCGCUGAGGGCAAGCAGAAGGAUCCAUGGGGCAAGAAGUUCUUCCACAACCUGCCCCUCGACAUCAACGAUGACUUCCACGUCUCGCUGAUGGAGCCUGUCCUGCACUUCACCAUGGGUGGAGUCGAGAUCAACGACAAGUCUGAGGUUCUCGGCCAGGACAAGAAGCCCAUUGAGGGUCUGUAUGCCUGCGGUGAGCUGGCUGGAGGUGUCCACGGUGCUAACCGUCUUGGAGGCUCUUCGCUUCUUGGCUGUGUCGUCUACGGUCGCGUUGCUGGUGACACUGCCAGCAACUACCUGUUCCGCCAGGCCCUUAGCGGAGGUGCAGGCGCCGCCCAGCGUCUCGGCCAGAUCUCGCUACACAUUGACCCGACGCAGCCCGGCAAGGUCUCCGUCGAGUGGGGCAGCGGAGCUGGAGCUGCAGCAGCAUCCACUCAGUCCGGUGCCGGCAACGUCGCUGCCACUCAGGCUGAGUCGGCCAAGCCCAACAACCCCAAGGAGUUCAAGAUCCCCGAGAAGGAGUUCACCAUGGAGGAGGUUGCCAAGCACAACAAGAAGGACGACCUGUGGGUUGUCGUCAAGGGUGUCGUUAUGGACCUCAGCGACUGGCUUGAGGAGCACCCCGGCGGCCCCCAGGCUAUUAUGAACUUUAUGGGUCGUGACGCAACAGAGGAGUUUGAGAUGUUGCAUGACGACGAGGUUAUCCCCAAGUAUGCACCAUCGCAGGUUAUUGGAAGGGUCAAGGGUGUCAAGCCGACAUUGGAGAUCUAAGUUUUUAAACUUUUCCCCCUCAUUUUACCUGUUUACUUACGAUGAUGUGUAUUGAUAUAAGACUUUGUGCAUUUUACGUUGACUAGAAAAGUGUACCCGGUCUGAGCCGAUGAUUUGGAUAGCUACCUAAACAAUCUUAAAAUAACCAUAUUCUUCUUUUUUA
Molecule: messenger RNA, 2247 nt
Organism: Pyricularia oryzae 70-15
Lineage: Eukaryota; Fungi; Ascomycota; Sordariomycetes; Magnaporthales; Pyriculariaceae
Product: fumarate reductase
Exons: 4
Coding region: 225-2084 (619 amino acids)
Molecular function (GO): oxidoreductase activity; FMN binding
Source: RefSeq, a predicted model, not a curated record